GCUUCAGGCUUCAGCGCAUGAUAAGAAACGAGGAAAAUUACGAAAAGCUGAGCUCUUGGUCUUGUUUUAAGAGAGAGAGAGAGAGUAACUUCGGCAGCGACGAUAUGUCGAGUGGUGCGGAGAUCGAAAACCGGCCGGAGAAGCCGAGAUUUUCCCUAACUUGCAAUCUCUUCAGUCAGUAUAUCAAGGAGAAGGGUAUUCCAGCUGAUCUCAGCCUGGGAAUGGCUUCUCGCUAUCUGGGGAAGCGCGAGCCAUUUAGAGUUCGGAAGACUAUGAGCUUGCUUCCGGGCGUCGAAAUUUCCGGCGACGAUCAAACCGACAUAGCGGACGGCAUUCCGGUCCGAAACCCUGCGAGAUCCGUGGCUCCGGCGACCGAUACAAAGGCGUCGGAGAAGGCGCAGCUGACUAUAUUCUACGGCGGGAUGGUGCUGGUUUUCGACAAUUUUCCGGCUGAGAAGGCCGAGGAUCUGAUGCAGUUAGCGAGCAGAAGCUCGGGUAUGGUUUCUAAUAAUCAGAGCUUCUCUUUAAUGCCUUCAAACAAUCUGGCCGUCGUAGAUCGCCCAGCUUGCCUUGCUCCGGCUAAUUCUCCCGCGAGUUUUCCGGCGAAGCCGAAGCCGAAGCCGCACAUGUUUCCUGAUCUUCCUAUUGCAAGGAAAGCAUCACUCCACCGCUUUCUGGAGAAGAGAAGAGAUCGGAUUAAUGCGAGGGUGCCAUAUCAAAUGGGCAGUGACGAAAGCAUAAAAUCUGUUGCAAUUUUGAAGGAGAAGGAGAAGGUUGUCAGUCAGCCAUGGUUGGGCUUGGGUUCUUCGAUUACAAGCUUAUAAUUAGUAAUUACUGUAUUUUAUUCUUAGCUAAUCUUAUUUUUUAGAUCGUUAUUUUAAUCAAAUUUACUUAGCAGGAUUUGUACUUUUAUAUAAAAUAGGAUUUGAAUU
Messenger RNA from Dendrobium catenatum, 932 nucleotides. Its product is annotated as protein TIFY 10a. Gene Ontology annotation, biological process: response to wounding; regulation of defense response; regulation of jasmonic acid mediated signaling pathway. The coding region runs from base 18 to 824 and encodes 268 amino acids. The record is from RefSeq and is a predicted model, not a curated record. Gene Ontology annotation, cellular component: nucleus. The transcript has 5 exons. Lineage: Eukaryota; Viridiplantae; Streptophyta; Magnoliopsida; Asparagales; Orchidaceae.